CUGACACAGGUUCCCUCCAUGUGCCCCCAUACAUUUAAAAAAAAAGGAAUCAUAGAGAUCCAGACAAUACGAAUCACAUACAUUUUAUUAUCUACAACAUUAAAAUGUGUGUUUUGAAUUAUUGACAGAAAAGGGAAAUGAAAAUAAUGACAUGUUAUGGGUUUGAAAAUGUAUCUAAUAAAUGAAUCAAAGAAAAUGAAUUUCAGUGUAAUGAAACUGCACACUGCCUAAUGUCAUUACGCAUGAAUGAAUUACCAACAGCUAAUGAAUAAUCAAGAAAUAGGCCAUAUUAAUGCAAUCAAAGUCACUUGCCUAAAAACAUGAGAAAAUGUGUGCUUCAAUAAACAAGUAAAGAGAGAACUUACCAAGAGCAACCAUGUAACCUUCAAAGUGUUCAUUACUAGUCAUGUCCCAUGUGCCACUGUAGUCGAUAGGCAUGGUGAAUCCUCGUGUGACACUGUCAAAACUUCAAUUGAAAGCAGUUGUUAAAUGAACCGAUUUAAAGUCUCUGGGAUGUGUUGUCCUAUGGCGUGUUAAUAUAGGGCAGGGGUCAUCUUUCAUAGUUGGUAGCUAUUUUUGGACAAUAGAGUGGAGAGAGUAGCCCAGUGGAGGGCGGAACAUGACUUUUUGCACAAUUAUAUGACGAAAUAACAUUUGAGAUAAGCGCUUGCAAAUAGAAUAGGCUGUAACGGAUGUACACACUCGUUGGUUGUUCUCUUUCCAACAAUGUAAAGGGCCACUAUAAAUGAGAGUGAAACGCAGUUUCAUUCAAGGUCGUUAGAGCGCGGCCGCAAUCAAAAACAACUAUAACCCCAGUUUGUAUUUUUUAUUUUUUUACGGUAAUGUUCGGUUGAGGAAAUCUGAUCCCUAUAGGCAGGCCAGUGAAGGCCGCGCAUGGACACACCAGGGUAUAUGAUGCAACGCGUGGCUGGGGGAUUAUUUUCACAGUAGAGUCAGAACUGGAAAGGAUGUCUCAUCAAAACCCAUCACCUCUCACUUCUUUGGCAGAGUUUCUUCAAAAUCGAUGCUGACAAUGCUACAUUACGCCUUAGUAUACAUGGCAUAUCAUACCAGCAGAUGGCUUCCAAGGAAUGAAAGGUUAAAAUUUCAAAUUAUUAAUGCAGUCUUUGUGGCACUAGUUCUCAUCCCUCAAUUGUUUGUGCUAACCAGGCCCAAAUCCUCUAGAUACUGCCAGCAGCCUCUUCUGAACAAUCUCACUGCCUUCAUUAUCAUGUCCUUCAUGGCAACAGGUUUUGCAGUAACAUUCACACUGAUAGACCCAGUGCCCCAAAGCUUCAGGGCAGCCUACCAUGGGUUUGGACUUGUAUCUUUUGUCCAGGGACUAUGCACCAUCGUCCUGACUCUGACUGCACAACAGUGUGCAAAAACAACUCCUGAGCUGUACUAUUUGUCCCUUACUCUAUCAUUGGCUUGUAUCCUCAGUACAGCCUUCUUCUUGGUGAAGGGAGGAUUCUGGGUAAAAACCAAUAGGCUAUCCAGGCCUUGCCAGAGAGAGAACAAUGGCUAACUAGUCCAACCAGUAUACAGCUGCUCCAGGUUGCAAUUAGAUAUGCGCCAUAGACCCAUCCAUCUAUAAUUGAUGCUGUUUCCAGGCUACCACCAGCAAGCAAUACUGUUGCACAGUAUGACUAGUGACAAGUGUAGUAUGUAGUGAAUUUACAUAUCCCAUUUCCUUAAUUUGAAUCACUUGAAAUCAAUCGGUGUGCAUAUGUUUAUUUGCAUUCAAUUACUCCGUAUUGAGUGUCAAAUGAACUAUUAAAAUGGCUACCACUAUCAAAAAGGGGCAUAUACAUUUUUCAAGUACCCAACGUUUCUGCUUAAACAUGCCUUUGUUUGAAAUCGCACAGUUAAAAAGAAAUCAUCUGUGCAGAAAGGGUUGUGAAAGCUGUAGUUUAUUUCCUUGUGGUAAAACAGUGAUUAACUGUUACAUUAAUUCCAUGUGUGUACAGUAUGUAGAAAAAUGGUGUUUAGGUCCCCAUAUGUAUAAAAAUAAAUUGUAAAUCAUUUAUUCAUA
Molecule: messenger RNA, 2035 nt
Organism: Oncorhynchus gorbuscha (pink salmon)
Lineage: Eukaryota; Metazoa; Chordata; Actinopteri; Salmoniformes; Salmonidae
Exons: 6
Coding region: 1025-1528 (167 amino acids)
Source: RefSeq, a predicted model, not a curated record